UGUUUCCCUCCGGAACGUAUGCACAAUCGGAAGUGCCUAAACCUGCUGUGUAAUUCGGUUCCUAUGUUUUGUGUGGUUGUGGAUGAAUAUACGAUAAAUUAUAAAACAAAAAGAUCGUGAACUUUUCCAAGAGGGGGGAAAUGCCAGAUUAUUUAGGAACAGACCAGCGUAAGCUGAAGGAGGAAGAGAAAGAUGACAAACCCAUUCGAGCCUUGGAUGAAGGUGACAUUGCCCUUUUGAAGACCUAUGGCCAGAGCACAUACUCAAGACAGAUCAAACAGGUAGAAGAUGAUAUUCAGCAGCUAUUGAAGAAAAUCAAUGAACUUACAGGUAUUAAAGAGUCUGACACUGGUUUGGCUCCACCAGCUCUUUGGGAUUUGGCAGCAGACAAGCAAACUCUUCAAAGUGAGCAGCCGUUGCAAGUAGCAAGAUGCACGAAGAUAAUCAAUGCAGAUUCAGAAGAUCCAAAGUAUAUUAUUAAUGUCAAACAGUUUGCAAAAUUUGUGGUGGAUCUGAGUGACCAGGUAGCUCCUACUGACAUAGAAGAGGGGAUGAGAGUUGGAGUUGACAGAAACAAAUAUCAGAUUCACAUUCCACUUCCACCAAAGAUUGACCCAACUGUGACAAUGAUGCAGGUGGAGGAGAAGCCAGAUGUAACAUACAGUGAUGUUGGUGGUUGUAAAGAACAGAUUGAAAAACUAAGAGAAGUUGUGGAGACACCUUUGUUGCAUCCUGAAAGAUUUGUAAAUCUUGGUAUUGAGCCACCAAAGGGAGUCCUUCUUUUUGGACCUCCUGGCACUGGAAAGACACUGUGUGCCCGAGCAGUAGCCAACCGGACUGAUGCUUGUUUUAUAAGAGUAAUUGGAUCUGAGCUUGUUCAGAAGUAUGUAGGAGAGGGAGCAAGAAUGGUUCGUGAACUUUUUGAAAUGGCCAGGACUAAAAAAGCAUGUCUUAUAUUCUUUGAUGAAAUUGAUGCAAUAGGAGGAGCUCGUUUUGAUGAUGGUGCUGGUGGUGAUAAUGAAGUCCAGCGUACUAUGCUAGAACUUAUCAAUCAACUGGAUGGUUUUGACCCCAGAGGAAAUAUUAAAGUUCUUAUGGCAACCAAUCGACCAGACACAUUGGAUCCAGCACUUAUGCGACCCGGAAGACUCGACAGAAAAAUUGAAUUUAGUUUACCAGACCUUGAGGGCCGAACUCAUAUAUUUAGAAUCCAUGCUCGCUCAAUGAGUGUUGAAAGGGACAUCCGAUUUGAAUUGCUGGCCAGACUUUGCCCCAACAGCACAGGUGCUGAGAUUCGCAGCGUUUGUACUGAAGCAGGGAUGUUUGCUAUUAGAGCUCGCAGAAAGAUUGCUUCUGAGAAGGACUUCCUAGAGGCUGUCAACAAAGUCAUCAAAUCUUAUGCAAAGUUCAGUGCUACUCCAAGAUACAUGACUUAUAACUGAGUUGAAUUAUUAUUUUAGUAUGAGGUAUAGGCAUACUUUGUAAUUGUAUUUUGCUGAGGUCAGUAUAUUACGAUAUUACUGUUUUCAUCAAGACAUAUAAACUGCUAGUAAAAAUUAAAAUUGAAAAAGUUGUCUGUGUUCUAAUAUUCCAUUACUUAAAAUGUAGAUUCUCUCUGUGUUUGCCUAGAGUUUACUCUCGGCCUUUCUGGUUUUCUUCUCAUAUACCAACAGCUCAUGUUGGGUUAAUUGACAAUUCUAAUUUGAACCUGUAUGAGCGAGUCUGUCCACAGGUGCCAUAUUCUUCCUGGCCAUGACCUGGAUAAUCAAUUUAGAAAAUGGGUGGCUGGACAGUUACAGUAUCUCACUAGAUCUUUACAGCUUUUCUGAAAGACAAUUUCACACAUUUUGUUAGAAUUCUUUAUCCAUGUAUCAUUUUCCACAAGAUCAGCAAUACAUCAUCAGUGGUUUGCUGAAUAUAGUAGACCUUUUUAUUUCAGAUAUUUCUACUUGGUUUACUAUAGCACAUCACAACCAUAAUAGCUCCUAUGAAACCGUUUUGUUGGUGAUGAGUGAGUAGCAGAGGUAUAACCAUUAUUGGGCUAGUCACCAAACUCCCUAUAACCACUUACUUUGGUCUUGAGCAUCCCUAAGGUUAUUGACAAAAAGACUUUCAAUGUUACCUCUGGGGUGAUACAGAAAUUUAAGGAAGAUGCAGUUGAAUUGAAAGGUUUGUUUUUACAUAAAUAAUGAGCCAAAGUACAAUGAGAGAAGCCGGAAGAUUGACAAGUUUAAAUGUAAUUUCUAUAAUGAGGUACUAGCAAUGCAGCAGGUAGUCGUUUCAUCCUAAAUGAUUCUGGGAAAAAAAAAGGCCCUGAUCCAUAACAUGCCAAAUGUUGGUUCAUGCCACUGACUAAUAACAGUGCGUAUCAACAACAAAAGUAUUGUGUAGACAAAGUAAUAAAGUUGAAUUAAGUGUACCCCUAACCCAGUUGUGACUAUUAUUGUGACUGGUAAUGAAAAUAAACAGAAGUACAAAACAUGGAUGUGUAGGUCAUCUCUUAACUUCACUUAUUUACAGACUUCAUGUUUUUGGGUGGAGCACACUGAAGCCAAUAAUAAUCGAAGUAGAAACAGAUGGAUUAUAUAGUUGGACAUAAGUACAACAUUAGCAGUGCAUAUUGUCCAGGUAAAUCGGCCCCAGAGUUAGAGGUGUCCAUCUGUUUUCAGGACCCAGUAAAGCUGGACAGUGAAUUUGAUACCUCAGUGAGGCUGCAACUUCAGCAGCUACACUGCUAUGUCAUGCAAGCUUGCAUCUUGUGAACCUAAAGAUCAGUUUCCAGAUUAAGUUAUGUACAUGGAGAAGCAUUUAUCAACUGUGUACUGUAUUGUCUAAAAUUCAAAAACAACAAUAGCUUGUGUGGUAGUGUGUGAAGCAACAAAACAUUAACUCUUUAAAAAUUAUUAAUAGCCGUUCCCUAGCUCUGCACAAACUGUUGAUUCAGGAAAUGUGCAAAAUCUGUUUCUUAUAUUUUUUAUAUACUUAAUGUAUUAUUUACUGGUGCAUUUGUCUGAACAGUAUAAAAAGAACAAAUACAGUAAAAUAAGAAAGCAAUCUCAUUUUUUUAUGAAAUCAAGAGUUAUUUAUUAAAAAAUAAGUUGUUAGUUUAAGAUAUGCGGUAGUUUGAAGUGUACAGGUCAUUUUGGGGUCCGUAAUUGAACUAUUUCUUCCAGUUUAUUGUUGAGGUUGCAGUUUGAAAUUUGUUUAUUGUUCGGAUUCCUUGUGUAAGAGAUGUUUAUCAGCCCGCCUCACAAUGCAUCUCACAAACUCCCAACAUCCUUGUGACAUAUUGAGGUCAUACAAGUACUCUGUACUCGUGACACUAAUAUUACAAAUGAAUGUGUUAUGAUUUACAAGUGUUAAAAUGUCCUUUAUUGUACUAGAGCUUGUAUGUUAAACGAUUAAUAUGACACAUUUUGGAAAAUGAUGAUUAUGUAACCCAAGCACACACAAAUCAGGCUUCCUUGAAGCAGCUUUACAAUGAUGUGUAAUCUUAAUGACUUUUGAUUGGCUCACAUACUUAAGGUUGAGAAAUGUGGUAUCAUCAAAAUGAAAGUGCAGAACUGUACAAUUUGUAUAGUGUUUAUCUAUACACACCUACAGUAUAUGCAUACAUAUUCAUAUAUCUAUCUGUAUGAUUGCUAAAUUUCAAAGUUAAAUGCUAAAGGGCAGUUUCUUAAAUAAACUGGAAUCUCAAAAUGAUAUCCUAAUUUGUCAGUUGAAAAAAUCUUUACUGAAUCUUACAUAGAACAGAAAAAUUUUUGAAAAACAAAAGAGGAGACCAUUUAGUCCAUCCAGCCUGUUUAGCUAAUAGCUAAGCUGUCCCAAUAUCUCAUCCAGAUUCUUCUUAAACUUUGUCAAGGUUUCUGCUUCAACUACGUCCUGGUAGUUUGGUCCAACUCCCCAAAACAUUUUGUGUGAAGAAGUGCUUCAUGGUGUCAGUCUUAAAAUUCACUUCUCCUUCAUUUCCAAUCUUCCACUCCAGCCACUGGGACUGAGGUGUCACCUGUUGCAAGGAUGCAUUUGGGUCCCAAUUGUGGUGGGCGCUGCAAUGCGCUGGAAUCAGUGCAUGCACCCAACCUCCUCCUGAGGCAGUAGACAGACAGACAGACAUCGGUAGCAGGAAAGAUCCUGCAUGUGUCAGUAUGAAAGACUAGGAGCUGCUGGGGUGCAGAAAGCCCAGCAUGUGUGAUUUGUGCCCCAAAAGCCACUAAACUGGAGGCUGUUAUAGCAUAGCCAGGUUUCUUCUGUUUUUAUUUAGUUUAUUGUCUUUGCUGUAUUUUGUUGUGGAAUGUGUUUAUAUUUUUAAUUUGUGCAUAUUAUGUUUUAUUAUGUGUUUAUUAGUACUGUUAUCUCCUUUCAUGUACCUUUCAGUCUUUAUGUUAAGUCAAAGGGGGUAGGCCUCUCCUCUGAGGCUACAGCUGCCACAGUGUUAUUUAAGGAAGAACAGCAUACGAGUUUGUGACGUCAGCAUUGUACUUCUCAUUAUCUUUGAUCUUUAGUUUUUACAUUUGAAUUUGGAAUCCCUGGUUUGUUAACCACUGUCUUUCAGAUUUUCGUCUAUGAUUUGUUUGCUAAGAGUCACACUUUUUUUGUUUUUUGGGCUAGAGGUUUUCCAGAUUCCUCUUCCCCAUUUGUAGAUUUUUUAAAAUUUUAUUUUAAAAUCUUUGUUCCAGGGCUCAACUAUAAGCCUGCAUCUUGAUUUUGGCGUUGGACUGUUUCAAAGUGUCGAGGCCUGUUCUUUUAGUCUGGGCCAUGGGAGUGCAGCUGUUGCUUUCAUUUUUUUUUUUUUUGGCCCCCAGCUUUUCAAAUGAUAAAUGUAUACUGAAGCAACUAAUUCAUGUGCUGCUCCAUCUUAAAUAGCACCUGGAUGACCCCCUGAGUGCAGUGGCAGAGUGGAGCCUAGCUUGCUUUGGCCCAACAUAAAUACAACAAGGUAUAUAAAAGAAGAUACUACUGGUCAAACAUUUUAGAACACCUCAGUUUUUCUUCCAAUUUCAUCAGUUGAAAUGCAAUGCAAUGAAUGAGCAAAAUGGUGAAAAGGGAAAUCAUCACAAUAUAAUGGACCUUCUUCCAGGAAAAAAAUAAUAGGUUACAACCUACAGAUAAUCUGUAGCAAUUAAAGUAAAUUAAGCCAACUUCUUUUGAUUACUUAAAAACCCCUGUGCCGGUCUUAAAGCAGAACUGGAACAGACUGUAUUACUACACCCUCUGAACUGCUUUGACCAUAUUCCAGUGAUAAUGGCAAAGGCAAUUAACAAAUGAAAUGAGACAGAGCAUAUUUACCCUUAGAAGUACAGGCCUUUCAUCUAAAGAAAUUGCAAAAAAAAA
Messenger RNA from Polypterus senegalus (gray bichir), 5331 nucleotides. RefSeq names its product proteasome 26S subunit, ATPase 2 (gene psmc2). The coding region runs from base 141 to 1442 and encodes 433 amino acids. Gene Ontology annotation, cellular component: proteasome regulatory particle, base subcomplex. NCBI's taxonomy places the organism in Eukaryota, Metazoa, Chordata, Cladistia, Polypteriformes, Polypteridae. The transcript has 12 exons. The record is from RefSeq and is a predicted model, not a curated record. Gene Ontology annotation, biological process: proteasome-mediated ubiquitin-dependent protein catabolic process. Gene Ontology annotation, molecular function: ATP binding; proteasome-activating activity; ATP hydrolysis activity.